This is a messenger RNA of Vanessa tameamea, 585 nucleotides long. RefSeq names its product succinate dehydrogenase assembly factor 3, mitochondrial (gene Sdhaf3). Gene Ontology annotation, biological process: mitochondrial respiratory chain complex II assembly; succinate metabolic process. Bases 52 to 435 code for a protein of 127 amino acids. NCBI's taxonomy places the organism in Eukaryota, Metazoa, Arthropoda, Insecta, Lepidoptera, Nymphalidae. The record is from RefSeq and is a predicted model, not a curated record. The transcript has 2 exons. Gene Ontology annotation, cellular component: mitochondrial intermembrane space; mitochondrion.
AUCAUCGUACAAUCACAAGUUAUCCGUUAUUAAAAAUACUCGUUGUGAAAUAUGUCUGCUGCAAUUCACGUAUCACGUGUACGUACGCUUUAUAAACUAAUUUUCCGUGUGCAUCGAGCAUUGCCUCCUGAACUACGGAUACUAGGCGAUAAUUAUGCAAGAGAAGAGUUUAAGAGACAUAAAAAUUGUAACCCUCAAGAAGCUAAUAUAUUUCUGAAUGAAUGGACUGACUAUGCAAUCAAUUUAGCGAAGCAAAUGAAACCCCUGCAUCAAGCCAAAAGGAAAACUGUGGGUAAAUAUCUAAACCCUAAACUAUUAGAUCAUAUGACUGAUGAGCAGUUGGUACAGUUGUAUGAGUUACAUAAAGCAACCUCUCUGCAAUCCGAUGAUUCAGACCAAAUAAAUGUAUCCAACAAAGACAGUACUGACAGAUAGUGAAGUAUGAUUUAUUUUAUUAUUAUCUAAUAUGUGCAAGCAAUUUGUAAUUUUAUUUAAUUUAAUAAAAUGUAGAUAAAACUUAUUUAUAAAUUGUAUACAGUUUGACAUUAAGUAAAUAGUGCUUUUAAAGUUUCAAUAUUAUCUUAA